AUGAUAGGAAUUACUUUGGAUGGUCUCAACAAGUUCGAGUUAUUCUUAAAGGACAGGGAAUGACAAAUCACUUAGCUCAUCCAAACGUGAAGGCUGGAGAUCUGGGAUUUGAAGCAUGGGAUCAAAAAGACACAAGAAUCAUGGCUUGGAUAUGGACAACCAUGAUUCCUGAGAUCCAUAGAACAUGUUUGUAUCUUCCCAUAGCUAGAGCAAUGUGGGAAAAUUUAUAUCAGACUUAUUCAAGAGCAAGAGAUGCUGCACAACUUUAUGAAUUAAAGUUAAAGAUGAUGACUAUGAGGCAAAUGAAAAAAUCAGUGACAGAAUACACUCAUGAAGUAAGAACAUUAUGGCAAGAAUUUGAUCAAUAUAAAAUUGCUGAUAUGACAGAUCCAUUUGAUGCAGCUUUGUAUAGAGAGGAAAUAGAAAGGGAUAGAACCUUCGAAUAUCUUGUGGAACUGAACUCUGAAUAUGAUCAAGUCAGAAUUCAGAUCCUAGGAAGAGAGAAAUUACCUCCUCUCAAUGAAGUAAUCUCCCUAGUAAGAGGAGAAGAAAGUUGUCGGAACCUAAUGCUUGGUUCUCAGAAUGUGGAAAAUUCAAUAUUUAUGACUAAAAAUGGAAAACAUUAUGGCAAUAAUAGUGCCAAAACAAAGGGUGAACCUUCAGGACAAGAGAGGACUUCUAACAAUGAUUUAAGAAACAAGUUAUGGUGUACAUAUUACAAGAAAGCAAGGCACACAAUUGACAGGUGUUAUAAAUUACAUGGAAGGCCUCAAAGUCAUAAAUGGGUACAAAAGAGAGGACAACAAAAGAGUGAAAAUCAAGCAUAUAUAUCUGUUGUCCAACAAGGGGAAGUAAAUACCUCAGCUGCCAUAGAAGAAGUUCCACAAGCUCAAGUAUUACAAGCUUCGUGUUCAUCUAACUAUUCAAGUAAGUCUCCAACUUUUAUUGCGUUGAGUGCCUCAACAAAUAGUAAAUCUUCACCCUGGAUUGCUGAUUCAGGGGCCACAUAACAUAUGACCUAUGCCUCUCAUCUAUUUAACUCAUAUGCUCCUUGUCUAAGCAAUAGAAAAACUACCACAGCUGUUGGCUCCUCAAUUACAGUUGCUGGGAUAGGAAACAUUUGUCUUAACCUUAUAUUACCUUGAAAGAUGUACUUCAUGUUCUUAUGUUGACCACCAACCUAAUUUUUGUUAGCAAACUCACACGUGACCUAGGUAAUGUUGUGUUUGAUCCUAAUACUUGUCUGUUUUUUGACAAGAUGUCUGGGAGGACGAUUGGACGUGCUAGAGAAUGGAGUGGAAUCUAUUAUUUGGAGCUUCCAAGCCAAUCAAACAUUGCAAUAGAUCAAAACAACAUUCCUAAGAACCCUGACCUGUCAAACAGUGAAAAAAAUUGGCUUUAACAUCAAAGAUUAGGACAUCCCUCUUUUUUGAUUCUGAAGAGUUUGUUUCUUUCUUUGUUUCACAACUUGAACACCUCUGAAUUCAAGUGUGAAGUAUGUGAAUUUGCCAAACAUUGAAAAAUAUCAUUUCCUGAAAAUAAUACGAAGUGUUUAAUACCUUUUUUCCAUGUUCAUAGUGAUGUAUGGGGGCCUGCAUCAACACCUAGCACAAGUGGAGCUAGGUGGUUUAUCACCUUUAUUGAUGAUUGUACAAGGAUGACGUGGAUUUAUUUGCUUAAAAAUAAAUCUGACGUAAGUAUGGCACUCAUACAAUUUUGUUCUUUAAUAAGAACUCAGUUUGAGACAACAAUUCAGAGGUUUAGAUCUGAUAAUGCUAAAGAUUACUUCAAUCAUACUUUAACUUCUUACUUUCAAAAAGAAGGUAUUGUACACGAAUCAUCAUAUGUCUAUACACCCCAACAAAAUGGGGUGGCUGAACGGAAAAAUGGUCAUCUGUUAGGGAUGACUAAAGCUCUCAUUAUUCAAAAUAACAUACCAAAAUAUUUUUGGGGUGAGGGAGUUCCUAUGGCUGCCCAUCUUAUAAAUCGUCUACCAACUAAAUCUUUGAAUUUUAAAAGUUCUAUUGACAUGUUAUCUUUCUUUUACCCUCAUAUUCUAUUGAAAACGAAUCUCAUAUCCAGAAUAUUUGGUUGUACAGCAUUUGUUCAUAUUCAUGAACAACAUAGAGACAAAUUAGAUCCUAGAGCUCUAAAAUGUAUUUUUGUAGGAUAUUCCCAAACACAGAAAGGAUAUUGUUGCUAUUAUCCUCCGACAAAGAAAUUUUUCAUUUCAAGGGAUGUUACCUUCAAUGAGAAGGAAGCAUAUUAUGACAUAUCAAAUCAUCAUGAUAAAAUUAAAAUGUUAGAGGAUCCAGAAAUAAUUUUUUUACUUCCUGCUGCCAAUUCAUUACUAGACCUCACUAUGGCUCCCAUCGAACCACCUAUUCUUGAAUCUACUCCUAAUGUAUACCUCAAAAGAGGAAGAUUUAGCCAUGUAUAUUUCAGAAAAAAAGAGAAUACUCCAGAAUCUGUGCAUGUUCAAGAAUCCUCCCAGGAUGAGUCAUAUGAGACAUCCCAGACCAGCACCUUACUUACUGAUGAAGACCUACCUAUUGCCCUUUGAAAAGGGGUAAGAGAAUGUACCAAAAAAUCAUUAUAUCUUAUGACACUUUUUUUGUCAUAUAAUAGAUUAUCACCUUCACACAAGGCCUUUGUAUUUAACCUAAAUUCUACCUCAAUCCCAAAGACUGUUUUUGAGGCUUUAACUCAUUAG
Molecule: messenger RNA, 2713 nt
Organism: Spirodela intermedia
Lineage: Eukaryota; Viridiplantae; Streptophyta; Magnoliopsida; Alismatales; Araceae
Source: the annotation of a GenBank genome assembly